This is a messenger RNA of Sodiomyces alkalinus F11, 640 nucleotides long. RefSeq lists its product as hypothetical. Bases 6 to 491 code for a protein of 161 amino acids. NCBI's taxonomy places the organism in Eukaryota, Fungi, Ascomycota, Sordariomycetes, Glomerellales, Plectosphaerellaceae. The transcript has a single exon. The record is from RefSeq and is a predicted model, not a curated record.
UGAGAAUGGAAAUCGAGACCAAGGAGAUAACGGAGCUCCUCAAUGACCCUUACGCUAGUUCAUCGCUUUCUCCCUCUCUCGAAUAUGUUGCGAUGAGAAUCUCAUCACCUCCAAGCUCAUCGGCCCGGGGUCUCUCGGGCAGCCAGCGCAACACCUUACGAGCAAAGGCAACAAAGAGAUCACCAUCUUCCCCUUCCAAGCGAUGCUCCCGCACCUCGAAGGAUUGCUCAGGGAUUGGCGUGGAUGCAAUCCAGUUUCUUGCGAGGUUUUACUUUCAGCUUGAAAGUCCCAACCAGCUUGGCUGGCAAAGCACUGGGCCAGCAGUGAUAUACCCUCAUCGUCCCAAUACUUGCGGCAUCACGUCGCCUUUGUAUUUCUCUUCUCCCAUCCAGAACAGAUAUUUUGAUGGCAGCGAAUACAUACCUGUGUGGAUGACACCAGCUUGGUGCAGCAAGUCAAGAGCGAAGAGAACCAGCUGCAAGCUCUGUUGAAGAUGACCCUUCUCCAGGGCCUUUUCUGGCGUAAGAUUGCGCAGGUCUGCCAAGGUCAUUCCGAGAGGAUUGAACAACAGGCAGCGAUGGGGUCCAUAUGCACACAGGUAAAUAUUGAUACCUCAGACAGCUUGUAAUACGAAGUACCC